GGAAAAUCUGGGCUUUGAGCUGCUGACUUCACCCUUCCUUCCCGCCUUCAUUUAGCAAUCUGAGCAUGCUUGUUGAUGGAAGUGGCUAUUCAUAAACCCAGAAAAACAUGCCAAAUGGGAAGAGAAUACUGACAAGCCAACUCAGAGACUUCUGGAGGACGACAUGGAGGAGUUUCCGUGGGGCUGGAGUUGGCAGGUUCGGAGGCAGCCGGACCGGGGGGGCUGCAGCCCCGGCCGGGACCCCGCGGGGCAGGUGAGCCGGGGGUGGCUGCGGGGGGCAGCCCGGCCCUCAAGGAGUUACGGAGCACGAUUACUUCAUGUUCCCACCGGCCGCUUUCGGCUGCCCCCCCCGGCCCGUUUCACAAUCCCGGCUCUCGAGCAGCCCUGUCAAGCCGGGCGCGCUCCGUGAGCACACACCCCCCGUGUUCUCAUGCCGGAUUUUCCCAGGCCAUGAAUAAUCUCGAAGCCCCCUCAAUAAAUACACGUUCAGGGAUGCCCGGAGCUCAUUCAACCCGCCAGCCUCGCCGACGAGAAGGGGCCGGGGCCGGAGCCGGAGCAGAGAAGAAGCCGCACCAUGAAGUUUCCCCGGGACUGUGGCUGCGACCGUGCCCGCCCCGGCCGCCGCCGGCCGCCCGCCCUCGGCGCCGCGCUGCUGCUGCCGCUGCUGCCGCUGCUGCUGGUGCUGCUGGUGCCGCGGGCCGCCGCCGCCCCGCUGCCCAACGCAGACUCCUCGGGGGAGGCCGAGCUGGAGGAGGCGGCGGAGCGGCGGGCGGCGCUGCCCGACAGCCUGCGGCUGGCGCGGCUGCUGCACGCCCGGGCGGCACAGCUGCGGGACGAGAUGUGCGAGAAGUUUACCGUCUGCCAGAACAGCAUGGAAAUGCUCCUCCACAACAACCUCAACCUCCCCAAGGUGACGGAGGAAGAUGGGUGUCUGCUCGCCGGCUUUAAUGAGGAUAAAUGCUUGAGGAAAAUCUCCAGUGGGCUUUAUACAUUUCAGACAUACCUCAAAUACAUACAAGAAACUUUUAUUAGUGAAAACCAAAAUGUUGAAUCGCUAUCCUAUAGUACAGAGCACCUGGCACGUACCUUAAGACAGAUGGUGAUCAAUCCCGAAGAAGUGAUCAUCCCAGAUGCAGCUACUCAGGAAUCCCUCCACACAAAGCUGAAGUCCAUUAAGGCCUGGACAGAGAAGAUCACCAUCCAUCUCAUCCUCCGAGAUUUUACUUCAUUUAUGGAGAAGACAGUGAGGGCUGUGCGCUAUCUGAAAAACACCAGGAGUUUCAGUGUUUGAAUGUUUUAGUUCAGGCACAAUCCUUUUGUUACAAAUCUGUCAGGUGGCAGAUAACAGUGUUGUUCUGUUUUAAGAACUAGAAAUAGUAACGAAGGUUUGCAUCUACAUACAUUCCCAUUUCCUUCUAGGAACUUAUUUAUUGUAUUUAAAAUAUUUAUUAGUUUCUAAUAUUUCUUAUUUAUAUUUUCAAUAUUUAGAAAUAAUUUAAAUUAUGUAUUUUAUUUCUUUUCUAAUGGUACUAUUCAGAUACACUUAUUUAAUAUGUAUUCAUAAAAAAAAUUCAGAACCCAGAAAAAUUGUUGUAUAACUUAUGUUUUUAUAUAUUUGAGAGAUGGUAUUUAUGAACCUUUUAUAUUUUUUAGGACAAAUAAAAGCAAAUUUCUAAAAAAAGCUUGUAUAAUCUCUGUGAACUUUAAAUAAGACUAAAGCACUAUAAUAUAUCCAGUUUUUAAUACCUGCAAUUAUCAGAAUAACCACUGUCAAGAACUUCUCUAUAUAAUUAGGCCCGUUCUCUACAUAGCACAUAUGUACACACGUACAGAUAAUUUGGUUACCAUAUAAGUCUUAAAAUGGGAUAUGAAGGAACCAGAUUGCACUGAAAACAGCACUUAAGAAUGAACAAGAUAAAUCAUCAAUGCUCCUAUGAAACAAAUGGACAAGUGCCUUAUAGUUAAUAAGGAGCACCCAAUAAAAUUGUUUGUAAGGAUCUUUUUACAAGUCAAAUAGUCUCUCUUAAACAAGUAAAGUGGUGAGACAAACACAUUAACCACUUUGACAUGAAUACUCUCCUCUGAUUAGUUUUAUUGCUGUCAUCCAGGGGAAUUUUCCAAGUGUGGUAAAACAUUUCUGGCCCCUAACCCAAGAAGUAGAAAAAAAAUGUAGGUUAUUUCCUUAAGCAAUAUAAAUCAACACAUUGCUUCUGAGCAAUGCAGCAACAUGCAUUUGUCUUUUACAAUUUAUAUUUCACUAGUAUGGACAAGCCACAUACCAUGAAUGCAUAUUCUUGAAUACUUGUGUGGAAAAACAACAACCAAACAGAACAGAACAGGACUUAAGCCUGAGUACCAAACCACUGAAACUUUCCUUGGCUGCAUCAUCUGCAGCACUGUAGCUGUGCAGGUACCUCAUAUACCCAAACUCAGAGGAAUUCACUAACCAUACAGGGGAUGCAGGCAGCAGAAGUCCCUCAGGCUUUGUCCCUAAAAAUGGUAGAUUAUUAACUACCCUCACUUUUCCUUCUGGCACAGCAGUGAAGAUGUGCAUGCCUUGGAAUGUGGAUAAGGAUGUCAGCAAACUCUCCUCUUCCUCUGAGUGAUCUGAUUGUCCACAUAUGCAUUCCACCACUGGGGAUGCCAAAACAGUGACCAGUCCACCCACUGCUCACAUCUCAGAUGCUCAAAACAAAACCAAACCACUCCCUUGCCCAAUAUGGUAAAACUGUCAUCUCAAGUUGAGCAACAUCUGGAGAAAGAAUGAGGAGAUCUCAAGGAGAUCUUUAAAGAUGUCUGUGGUAAAUGGGUUUUCUAGCAGCACGUAAGAUCCUACUUUAACUAACUGUCCUGGCACAUGCUCCAGGAAACAUAGGAAAGCCUGGCUUAGCCUUUUCACUGCUUACAUUCACAGGGAUUUUCUUUUAGUGGCCAUUUGUUUAGAGACCUUUCUGGCCUUUAUUAUGCCAAUCACGGCUAUAAGACCCAAAGUGGAUCCCACGCUGGACCUAACUAUUAUGUGAGAAUAGAGAGGGGGGAAAAAAAACCUAACAAAAAAACCCAAACCUGACUAAAAGGAAAGGCAUCUCCUGGUUUCACUUCUCUGAGUAGAUUGGCUGCCUGAGGUCACCAUUAGUUACUAUGUACACUGCAUCUAAGCAGACUCACACUGAUCUCCUGAAACGCCAAAAAUCGUGUAAGAACUGGAGUGCUGAAAUCCCUUUCAAGUGAUAGACAAGCACCAACACUUCCACCAGCACCCUUCAGCUUACCCCAGGCUGUCUGCAAUUCUAGUAAAUAUGUAAAUGCUGUCACAUUUAGGGUGCAGAAGAUGAGCAAAAAUUAGCCUUGUUGGGUGGGGAGGUCAACUUUCAAGCCCUUCCUGGAGCAAAGUGCCUUUGCACCACCCUGACGGUGCCACUGGGUUGCCAUAAUUUCACCCUCCACAGUUUUCAGGGUCCUUCAAUGCAACAGCUGCCCUGCUGGCCAUCAGUCUCCUAUCCCAGUGGCAACUUUAGGGACUGCUCUUAGGAUCAGCACCACUUGCUGAAACCAACACUCACUGGUGUUUCUGGCACACAAAUAGUUGUAGUGGAGAAUUCAGAUGAAAUCAGAGAAGACCUAAAUACUGCUGAGCAUGUUACAUGGCCUCUUAAAUGAACCAACUUAUCAUCCUUUUUCCAGUUUGCUGUGUAGAAACUAUUUUACUUCAGUAAACACACAAAGGCAUUUAUUUUGUGUAGCAGGCCAGCACAAACAUAUAAAAAAACUUAUAACAAUAGUAAAAGUGAGCAGUCCUAACUACACUCAGCAACACUGCCUCAACAUUUCUAUUGAAAAGAGCUCUUCCUAAC
Messenger RNA from Poecile atricapillus (Black-capped chickadee), 3854 nucleotides. RefSeq names its product interleukin 6 (gene IL6). The record is from RefSeq and is a predicted model, not a curated record. Gene Ontology annotation, biological process: positive regulation of cell population proliferation; T-helper 17 cell lineage commitment; immune response. Gene Ontology annotation, cellular component: extracellular region. The transcript is spliced from 6 exons. NCBI's taxonomy places the organism in Eukaryota, Metazoa, Chordata, Aves, Passeriformes, Paridae. The coding region runs from base 575 to 1291 and encodes 238 amino acids. Gene Ontology annotation, molecular function: growth factor activity; interleukin-6 receptor binding; cytokine activity.